This is a messenger RNA of Acanthaster planci (crown-of-thorns starfish), 8262 nucleotides long. RefSeq names its product pikachurin-like. Lineage: Eukaryota; Metazoa; Echinodermata; Asteroidea; Valvatida; Acanthasteridae. The record is from RefSeq and is a predicted model, not a curated record. Gene Ontology annotation, molecular function: calcium ion binding.
GCGCGUCCACACUAAUGCCGUAUUUGCACAAACUUACUUCUGUCUAGUCGCGAGUAGAUGAAGCGAUACAAUGUGCACCUGACGUAGCUACAGUGUAGUUGUGCCAUGUCAACGCACGCGAAGCUUAAUAACGGAGUUGUUCCAAAGAACUUUACCUUUUGGGUUCUAAAGUUAGGGCGUGCUAGUUUUCUGUAAUUUUAGACCUCGGUAUAACCGUGAUUCAGACUGCGGGAAAAGAUGUGACUUUGUUUAUUUCCUUCUUUUCUUGCAAAACAUUGUGGAGUACGAGUGGCAACAGAUUCUGAGUCAUACAACGGACAACUAGUGCCGGGCCCGUCGCGUGACUUGUGUGUCUCCCACAUGCACCUCCAUGGUUGUAUGAAGUUCCUACAAGGACCCAGCACCAAGUUUUGUCAAAGAAUUCGAGACCCAGCUCAACUAACAGUUUACUAGCCGAAAAUGGCUUGGUGUUGUUCGUCUCUUCUUGCCUGUUUAAUGAUCAUGGCAACCACAAUCAAUGGACAAAAGACUUUUCCAGGCAAGUGCGGAAUGUCCCAUCCAUGUGCUCAGAUCUGCAAAGAUAUUCCAGGCAUGGAGCGGGUGAAGUGUGAGUGUGAAUCUGGUCAUAUACUGGCUGCUAAUGGCUUCCUAUGCAUUAGUGAAGAAGAUGACACCAUUGAUAUCGAUGCAGAGACAAGCCUCAAAGAGGCAGAGGUAACUGUUAAAGAGGAGAUGGAUUCUAAAACCAAGGAACAGCAAGGCAGCGGAGGACAGGAGAUAGAGGGUAGUGGCAGUGGCACAGAUGAUGAUGGACAGGAGACAGGGAGUGGUGAGGGGGUGCUUGUGCCUGACCCAAUGGCCCUCUGUCAAGACUUUGAGUGUCAAAAUGGAGGCACAUGCUAUGUGGAUGUGAUGGUAGACAAAGCAAUGUGCCACUGCAUGCAAGGAUUCCAGGGAGAGAAGUGUGCUACAAGCAUGGUGAUAGGUACAUGCCAGGAAUUCAUGUGCCAAAAUGCCGGCACGUGCUAUAUCGAUGAUGAAACAAGUAAAGCAUCAUGCCACUGCCCACUGGGAUAUGAAGGAGAGAUGUGUGAGCAAACUGUUGCCAUUAAGUUCCCAAGUUUUCAGAGCCAUUCCUACAUGGAAUUUUCGACACCAUUGGGCCUGUACAGGACAUUCCAGAUCAGGGUUGACUUCAAGCCAGAGAUGCUGGAUGGACUACUACUGUUUUGUGGUGAGAAGAACAGCACAGAUGGGGACUAUUUCUCCCUCGGUCUUGUCAAUGGCAAGAUGCAAUUCAAUUACGAUCUUGGAGGAACAGCACCGGGUAUCAUCACCAGCUCUGUCACAGUAUCCCUUGGUAAGUGGCAUACAGUGACCAUCAAUCGAGAUAACUGGGAUGGCUGGAUCCAAGUGGAUGAAGAAAAACCAGUCAAGGGAAAGUCAAAGGGAUUAUACUCCAAGCUAACUCUCCGUAGCCCCCUCUACCUUGGUGGCCACAGUAACUACACAGCAAUCAGCCAAACUGGUAUUGGGACUGGAUUCUCGGGCUGCGUGGAGAGACUUGUCAUCAACAAUGUAGACUUAGACAUGAGGCAGGAGCCUAGAGGCUUUGGAGUCGCUGGUGUGGAUGUAGGGGAAUGUAGCAGCGGCCUAUGUGAUGAGGGUAUGUGCAGCAAUGGUGGUUCAUGUGUGGCCCAGUCAGCUAGUCGUUACCUGUGCCUCUGCCCAUUAGGCACGGGAGGACCCACCUGCGAAAAGGAUGUCCUACUACACAUCCCAUCUUUCAAUGGUUCCUCCCAUCUGGUCCACCAAAGUCUUGGCAAGAACCACCUGUCCUUUCUAGAGAUAGAGGUUGUUUUCCGACCCCAUCAGCCCACUGGUGUACUCCUCUACAGUGGGCAGAAGUUUGCGAGGGCAGGUGAUUUUGUCUCACUGGGCAUGUCCGACGGCCAUGUGGAAUUUAGAUUUGACUGUGGUUCUGGACCAGCCAUUUUAAGAACAUCGGAGCCAAUCUCUUUGAAUGAGUGGCAUAUUGCCAUUGCAUCACGCACUGCACGAGAUGGUACUCUACAAGUGGACAAACGACGUGUUCUAAGUGGAAUGUCAGAGGGCGCUUUUACCCAGUUGACCUUUGGUAGUGACCUUUACAUUGGUGGGGUAGAUGAUGCUUCACAUAUAUCCAAGAAUGCGGAAGUAGAAACUUCAUUUGUUGGUGAUAUUCAGAAGGUGAUCAUUAAUGACAAACCGCUGGACUUGAUUGAUGAUGCCAUCCGUGGAGUCAAUGUCUUAAACGCCGAUCACCCUUGUAUCGGCCAACCUUGCCAAAACAGGGGAGAGUGUGCUGCCCAGCAUGCCACAUAUUCCUGUCAGUGCCCACUGUGGUUCCAAGGCAUUAAUUGUGAAGAGGAAAUAGAUGGAAUCGUCAAAGUGCCUUCAUUCCAAGGAAGCAGUUACCUGAAAUUCACUAGUGACUGGAUCUUAAAAAGUGUAUGUUUUUGCAUGGGCUUUAUUUCACACUUUUGUAUGUGGACUACCUUUUUCCCCAACAGCUAUAACUUGGGUGGUGGUUCCAUAUCCAUCCUGACAAAUCAGACAUUCAAUGAUGGUGAAUGGCACAUAGUGUCUAUGCAACGUCAGCGUGCUUCAGGAAUAUUGGUAGUAGACCAGAGAGAAGGCCUAACUGCUACUUCACCUGGACCAACGAGAAGCCUUGAUAUGAACAAUGGACUCUUUCUGGGGGGCAUGAAGGACAUUGCAGAGCGUUCCUUGAAGCGUUACACCAUCGGCUUUUUGGGAUGCAUACGUAAUGUUCUACUGGAUAACGAGACUCUAGACCUAUACCAAGAUGCAUCAGAGGGCAGAAAUGUCAAUCAUUGUGCUUAAAGAUACAUCUGUUCAUGUGUGGGAGUUGGGGGUUGCUGUCCCAGUCUUUUGUAUUUUGUAUAAUUUUCAUUUGUUUUACUGUGGUUUGUUUUUAUAAAAUUCAUUGUGGCAGAUGAAGGCACAUUUUAUGAAGGAAAGCCUCUAAUGUAAUGGUGCAAAUGUAAUUCAAAUCCAAUCACAGAUUGUACGAAAUAAUAUGAAUGUUGUACAUGUAAGUAGUUGUAAGUCUGGUUGUCUUGUAUUCUGUAGCAUAUUUCUUUCUUUGUAACCCAACUACAUGUAUAACCAUAAGCCACUGUUUUUGUAGCCCUGUAGCCUUAACAUUGCAAGUAACCUGAUAUGACCAAUGAUGGGAAGUAAUGUGACUUCAAGCAUUUAUGUGAUCAGUGGAUGGUCUAAUUCAGGAAAUAUGAUACACGUACUUGCUCUUUAAUUUCUCACUACUUUUGUGUACUGUAAGCAUUCUCAGUUGCUAUUUUUAUACAUAGAGUAAAGCCACUAUUUUUGCACCCUAUCUUGCAGUACUGUAGUGCUUUUGUUGUUAUUCAAAAUUUUGUUUUGUCAACUCCAAUAUUUAGGUGCUGACUUUUAGGUUGUAUUGGACUUAACAUGAGAUUAUCUCAAGAGUGUCACAUAGCCUGAUAAAGGUUGAUGAAAUAUAUAUUUUUUAAAUACUUCUGUUUGACCAUCUCUCUGUAAGUAAAAUUCACAAGGGAUGUAUAUUUGACUGGAAUAUUUGAAAUUUUCCAGCUGGGCACAAUGGGGGUCCUUUCCUUAUAUUGUUGUUUCUAUUUAUAAAGAUGAAAUUCUAAUAAAUUCUUCAACACUUUGCAUUAUUAUUGUCACCAAUAUUCAAAACAUACAAUGUAAUUCAGAAAAUAAAUCCAGAGGCAGCAUUUCUGAUUUUGAUUGAGGUGAUCAUGGAUGAGAAGAAUCUUACUUGAGCUGUGCUAGAUGGCCAUGAAAAAGUACUUCAUAGGAAGGGAUUGAGAGGAAGGGGUAAAGAAGUGUGUUUGUUUGUUUGUUUGUUUGUUUAGUUGUGUUUGUUUCUUGUUUACUCCACAGGAGAUAGUAGCUUGUAUAAACUGGUCAGUCCAGAGAAAUGAUAAGAGACCAGUUGGAAAGGAGUUACUCAAAUACCAUCUGUGUUUAAAGGAGCUUCCCUUUUUCCACCUUUUCAUGAGGAUACAGAACAUAUGCACUGGGAGAUUGGUUAACACUCUGUGUACACUUUUCAAAAAGUGUCAUAAGUUGGCAUUAUGUAUUUCUGCCAAACUGUGAGUAAACCCCCCCCCUCGCACAUAUGUGACAUUAUUUAGGCCAGUAUUGUGAUGAUAGCUUGAAUUACAUGCACACACAGGUCUUCCAGAAAUACCUGUUGCCACCGCUACCAUAGAUUAUUUGAGUUAAACGGACUCUCUAAGGUGAUGGUGACUAGUCUUGGUCAUGGUAUAAAUAGACCUGUAACAUGACUUCACACUUACAGUGUACAUGUAUUACAAAGUGUAACAUCCAUUAUGUCUUAGAUUAAAAAAAGAGAGUGUAUCAGAGCCUCCAACAGUCUGAUAUGGUUUUUCAAAAAUCAAAAAUCAUUACAAUAUUUAAUAUGCAGGCUACAUAAAGACCAGGAAAAUUCAUUUUGACUGAAUACUUGAUAUUUUUAAAGUAAUUGCAUGUACUUUCCAGGAAGUACCCCGGAUAAAUGGUAUCUUGUACACUUACUCCCAGAAUAUGGUCAGGCAAAGAAAACCUGGACGUACCAGCUGAAAUGACAAAGCAAUACCUUUGCCAUCCUCUUUUUUGUUUUUUCUUUUUUUCAUUUUCUUCUGUUUUUUACUCUGGGAGGGAUUGGAGAAAAGAGAGCUUUUGUACUCAUGUGAAAAGACCCCCCCAAAAAAAACCAAAUGGAUGAUAUCUUCUUACUAUUAACCCAUUUGUUCAGGAUAAAUACCUGUAUGUAUUUGUGGCUGUGCUAGAAAAACUCUCUGCUUGUGUUCCCACCCAAAUUUUGCUACUGACAAAUGUACAGCAACUUCAUCUUGGUGAAAUGUGUACUGCCAUAUCGUUUAGUUCACUAAUGGCAUGACCACCGAUUUGUUCUUAAUCUUAAACAGUUUGGAAAGGGACAGGGAGUGCUGUAGUCCUUUUUUUAAAUUUGAUUUAGCCCCCAGAUGUGAGGAUUGUGUGUGGAAGCCAGCACUAAUUUUAAAACCCACCAUGUCGAACUUUUUGCUAGUUUGAGUGAAUUCUUUCAGUUUAGAUAAGUCUUUCUUGGUUUAGAGGAUAGUGAAGACAAAAGAGUAUUUCAAAGAUUUAGAGGAGUCCUGGUAAGAUUAAUUAGAAAUGUCUUUCUUUUUCUGAACACAGGUUCAUGUAAUUUCAUGUUUUUAUCAUCUGUUUGAUUAGAUUCUGAAAUAUCUCUGUGUAUCUAUAACAUUUUCGAAAUAUGCUACAGUGACCUGGAGGGUUAAUUAGACAUGGAAACUCAAAAUUCCAUUUCUACAGAGCAAUUUGCAUUAUGCAGUAAAGUUGAAUUCCAUGUCACCUCGUAAACAGUCUACAGUUUGCCUCUGUCAAGAUGGAACUAUUAGCAAUAAGCAGAGAACUGCUCAGGUCAUGCAAGACUUGAUGUAGAUCAGUUGCCAUUGAUUGCUGCCUGUCAGUUUGGAACUCCUUUUUUAAAACAAUCCCCAACAUAUCACCUCAUGUGAUCUUAGAUGACAAAUAAGUGGUGAUUGAUAUAUUCCAACUGGUCCUAGUUUCAAUUCACUUAAGCUUACAAUUGAGAAUAAAUGUUCACUGACUAGUCUCUCAUGUGCCUCAUCAUGUUGAUAUACCACUCAGUGUGACAUCCUGAUAAACAUGGACAUCAACCUUGAUCAAGGCAUUCAUCAUUAGCUGCACUGGCUAGCUGUCCGUGUGCAGUGGAAAAAUCAAGGCGAACUGCAACCCCAUGCAGUCAGUGUGAUAUGCGCAGUGAUGCAGUCAAGUAUCAAAAUUCGAGCACCAAGUUUUCCGAGUACACACAGUGCCAAGUAUAGACCAAGUUUGAGUACUUUUUAAUCAAGUCCUGGGCCAAAAAUCCAAGUUUUUAGUUUUUCAGAGUCAUAGUACGAGCCGAGUACAAGUACAAAGAUAAUCAAGUACAUCUGAGUACAUUGUAAAACUAAAACAUCAUGGAAAUAUGAAUUCAUGUACACCAGCGAUACCAUGCCAACAUCCAUUCAUGAAUACGAGGCAGAAAUAAUAAAAACACUGUGUGACUUUUAACGUGUAGCUUACACGUGAAAUUUUCGGUCAAAGUUUAGUAUCGAAAAACUAAUAUAAAAAAUCCCAAUUUCUAUUUGGAGUACUGCAUGACUGGGAUCAAGUUAACCGAGUACAAUUUGUCACAUUUAAGGACGAAUUCAAGUACAAAAUUAUGAGUAUGUGCUGAGUACUUGGGUUUUUUCCCCGAGUACUCGCGAUUGAGUACGGGCUAAGUACUUAUUGCCAUAAUUGGUAUGCGAAUUGUACUCGAGUUCAAGUACGAGUAGUCCGACACUGGAUAUGCAGGUUCAGCUGACUGACAUAUCACACUGUCUGCGCAAGGUCGCUGUUUGGCAGGAGGUUAUAGAUAACUAGCUUGUGCAGUCUGGCUAAUGCAUGAAAUGACGAAUACCUUGACCAAAGCUAGGACAUAAUGUGGUUGAAAAAAGUGCCUGCUGAUUUACAUUGUGCAAGAUUUAAGGAUUUCUAACUCAAAAAUUGUUGUGGUGAAUUCCAAUUUAUUUUUACUCAUAAGUGAUAUCAAAGUGUGCCAUCUGUAAUACUGAAUGAGAGAGGUCUGAAGGAUAUUUGUAUCAUUUUGUUCAUAGUACGAGAACUGCUGAGUCGUUAGUUCAAGCAGUGGUACACUGUAGCCAACUUUACCGGACUAGUCAUUAUACCUUUAAUGUUUGUUCACAUCAAGUUUUAAUCAUGAGCAAAGGCUUAAAUUUUGUUUUACUCAUAUGACGCGUGAGUUCACUUUGUCCAAUAAAAAAACCCAGGAUUUAUUCAAUUUUCAAUCAGUGGCAGUAAUUGUAUACAUGUACAUGCAGUCACAGGUCGUUGUUAAUGUGGAUCCAUGCUCUUUACUGUAUUAUUGAAAUUAUGUAGCAAUUUAAGGAAACAUCAUGUUAGCAUUUACAAACUGUAAGAAUUUAUAUCAGUGAAAUACUCAACAUGUAAUUGAUAGCUAAGUUCGUAGGAAGUUUCUUCCAUUAGCUACAGUUUCACUGGUAUAUUAGCCUGCUGUUGAAGAACUAACCUGUUACUAGUUGAACGUUUUGUUUUUAAUUUAAUAAUUUAAAAUGCUAUCAUCUGUUGCUCAGCUUUGUUAAAAGUAAAGAAAAAGCCUCCCUUGUUUACUUCUCACUUCCGUUUGCAAUUUUCAAUAUCAGCCCAGUUGUGUUCUGAAUACAUUCAAGCAUAUAUAUGCCAAAAGAAAACAAGUACUUACUUGAAACUAUUAAGAUUUGCAAAUCAAACAAUUUUGUAGCUUCAAAAAUUAUGCUGUUUUGAUACUGUAAACUAUUUUAUCAUGACUAAGUAUAUUUCAAGUAACUGAGCUGUAAACAUCAACUGCAGAUAUAGUUAAGACAAAUGAAUCAUUGCAAACUAUCCUACCAGUGCUGCUUUAUGGUUGUAUCUCGUUAAAUAUUCAGGGCUUUGGCUCCAGAAGUGACUGCAUGACCUGCAAUAACUUUUUAAUAUUCACAAUGUGAACAAUUUUAAAUUAGAUACUCAGUAGUUUUCAUUAAAUAUUUACUUGUCAUAGGCAUUUUGAUCUUUCGCAACCAUCUGCAUAAUUUAAGUCACAUGCUUUGCGGAGGAAAGUAACACAAUUCUCCAUGCAAUCCCUGUAUGCCUUCAGAGGUACACUGACUAGAGAUUGGCAUUUGGGUUAGAGCCAGGGCAAGAAUUCUUUUUCUUAGAGCAUGGAUACAGUGGUUCAAAAUAUGAAUAAGACUGCAAACAUGUUAAAGCUUUUGGUUGAAGUCAUUUAUGUUGAAAACUGUCUCACCCAGAUUCUUCCCUUGUGAUCCAUUUUUGUUUUGGGUAACUGCCUCUCCCCAAAAUCUUUGUCUACGUUUUAAGAUUUUUAUAUUUUGCAUUUUUUUUCAGGGAUAACUAAUUUAAAAAGACUUGCUUGCUGCAGUCGCCACACUGCUGAAAAAUAUUAGAGGAUUUUGUUGUUAACUUCUGGCCAUAUGCCUGGUUGUAACCUUAUAACUAAUACAUUAGUGUUUGUUUAUUGUAUUUUGUUCCUUUAAGAAAUAUUAACCCAAAGCUUGCUUUUGUAUAUUACAUUAAUUAAAAAAAGAGCCAUAAUCCACUUGAAUGGUAUUGGAA